GCCGACAUAUAUAACUUUUUAGGUUAUUUAGUAAAAGGACAUAUUAAAAAAUCCAAAAAUAGUCGGCCUACUAAACGCACCACUCAGCUGCUAUACGGCGGCAUCAGUUGUUCUUGUAUGUUAAUCAGACAAUGGAACAGCGAGCCACCGCUUUAACGGCCAGCAGCGCCAUCUAGCGGGACUGUUCACAACCGCCUGCCAAGCAGAGUGGAGCGUUACCAUAGUAACACUGAAUCCAGCGUGUCGACAGCUACGGUAGCAUUUACACGGAAUCCUGACAAAAGUAUUUGUACUUCACAUUUUAGUAGCCAACAAACGUUAUUUUUGUUAGCACAUUUGCUCAUAGUGCCAGAGUUAUUUGGUACUCAGUCUGCUUAAAACAGGAGCUUCUAACCCAGCUAACAGAACCUGGUCAUGUUCCGUCAAACGACGUGGAGGAAACCAGUCAGCGAUGCCGUUAGCUGGCACCAAGAUCGAGCCAUGAACACGACCAUGUUUAUUUUGAAAGAAUUUGGGCCGACUGGAUUCCUUUUGAAACAAGACGAGGAACCCCAGAAGUACAAAGUGUGCCUCGCUGACCCUCAUUCGUGCACUUGUGUCACGUCCCAAAAAGAGGAGCUUUGCAAGCACCCCUGCUGGAUUUUGAUGCGCAAAUUUAGACUCCCAAAGGAUCAUGAAUACUGCUUCCAGCUGGGUCUUGUGGAACGACAGAUCCUGGAGGUGUUACAGGGCGUGUACAGGACCAGAACCCCUUGGCCACCUGACACCACCCCCUGUGCCCUGGAGUCUCCUGAUUCCAGUCAGGAGGAAGCUACACUCAGACAGAAGGCAGUUGGAGAGGAGGAUGUCUGCCCCAUCUGUCAGGAGGAACUUCUGAGGAAGAGGCUUCCUGUCACGCACUGCAGGUUUGGAUGUGGAAACAACGUUCACAUCUGCUGUAUGAAAGUAUGGGCUGACCAUCAGAGCAGGUCAGAGGCCGUUGCCACGGUGACUUGUCCUCUCUGCCGGAAGGACUUUGGAACCUUAUCUGUGCUUCAGAAGGAGGUAAAGGCUGCAGCCCAAAUGUGUAUGAGCUCAGAGAGAGCGCGUCUGGACAAGCACCUCGGGGUCCCGUGCAGUCACUGCAGGCUCUGUCCUGUAGUCAACACGUGCUUCAAGUGGGUGAACUUACUGCUGCUGUAUUUUACGCGAAAUCACUUUCAGUUGACAUUGAACCUUGCUAGCGCAUGCAGUAGCAAGGCCAAAGUCAUAACAGAUGUGCUUCCGGAAUGCGUUUUGAGGAGUCUGCCGGCAACAUGAGUUGGUCAGAGUUCCAGACUCCUGGAAGUGGGCAUGCAAUGCCGCCUCUGCCUUUGCAGCUUCCGAUUGGGCCAGCUUGUUAAGACCCUCCCCUGUCGACACAAGUUCCAUGCUGGGUGUAUUGAGACAUGGCUACAUCAGUCCCUCUGUUGCCCACUGGACUGGCAGGACAUCUCCAACCCCCUCACAUGGAAUGACAGUCGGGGGAAGGUAAAGGCCCCGGCGAACGGUGCCCAGACCUGGGUCACUGAUGAGCAGAGAUCAGACCUCUUCAUCCCAGGUGUUGGCCUACAGGAUCGGGCCGUCAGGGCACCUGCUCUGCAGAUGGCAGAAAGAUUUGACUUGCCUAGAGAAGGUCCACUGGCACCUCUGUCAUUUGAAACAUUCGUCCAAGGCACCCGGUGCCUCUGCAUCAAUGACACGUAUUCUGGAGUUAACAGCUCAGAUCCACUGGGAUUAAGGGACAAGCCUCUGGGACAAGAUCCAGGAUCAGCCACUAGGAAGAGAGCGGAUCAGUAAAUGAGCAGGUCAGUAAAACCCAACCCAAAACGAGCACUCUCCAUGGCCAGAUUAGACC
Molecule: messenger RNA, 1876 nt
Organism: Electrophorus electricus (electric eel)
Lineage: Eukaryota; Metazoa; Chordata; Actinopteri; Gymnotiformes; Gymnotidae
Source: RefSeq, a predicted model, not a curated record